GGUUUUGAGCGUUCUAUGCAUCAUUAUUGGAGUUAAAUUGACUGCUAGUUAAGCAAGAGACUUCAUUAUUCUGUGCUCACUUUCCUGUCUCUGUGUUUCCAGAUUGAAGGGUAUUGAGAGCAGGGGAAUACAUGAUAGAGAUACCCACUUGUCUAUGAAGAAGGAAGUUGGUACAGUCACCGAUAAAUCUGCCAUGGAAAGGGAAUCAGUCGUUGCAAGGGACUUUUUGGGUUUGAAUCAUGCCAGAAACAAUCCUAGUGGGGACUCACAAGCUCAGAUAGAAUCCCAAAGAGAUGGGUCUAAGGCCCAUUACAAAGAAAAUGUAUCCCUGGCAAAUAUAUCUUUGCAGUGGCCUUACUCAAAAAAAGCAGCUGCACUGCAGCAGUUCAUUUCUUUCAAGAAUUUGCAGGAAGGAUCGAAGAAGAGCUCAUUUGAACCACUUUCCAAUUCCGGAUUUCAUCCUAUAUCAACUGUAGAUGCUUUUGAUUUAAACAACAGAAGUACAGCUGCUUCUCAGACCUUCAAUCUUGAUCCUGUUGCAAGGAGUGCUACAGAGUCUGGAAACUACCAUUUUGGGCAAAAUGGGUCACCGAGUCGACCUUUCAGUGUUUCCCGUGUUAUGUAUUCAGCUCAGGCAGUUGAUGAUCGGGCUGCUCAAGGUUAUAACAUUCAGGAGGGUCGAAUGUUUCCCUGUUCAAACUAUUCACUCUCUGUCUCUAAUUCAGGAAUCCCUGCAUACUUCAAUGGACACCAAGCGACAGCCCCAUCUCCUCUCAUGUCAAAGCAAUUUCAUGGAAUGCCCUUAGCAGGACAACAUUCUUUCAUGCCUAUUCUUGGAGCCUCUGCCAGCACCUCAAUCCCAGGGUCUGCUCCUAGUGUUCCUGAAAAGCCAGCAGGUGCACAACUGACAAUAUUCUACGCUGGGUCUGUAAAUGUGUAUGAUGAUGUUCCGGCAGACAAGGCUCAAGCAAUUAUGUUUUUGGCUGGGAAUGGAAAUUCUUGUUCUGGAAAGACAACCACUCUACAACCUCAAAGCUCAACAAUUUCAAUGUCACUGUCAACUGUCGGGCAUGUUAAGCAAGCCGCUUCUUUGGGCCCAAGUCCAUUAAAUGCAUUGCCUGCAACAAAUCCACAAGCUAAUCCGCCAAAGUCGCAGACUACUGUUCAAAGUCAAACUAGCCAAUCUACUACUCCAAUAUUGUCUAGCACUAGAGAUCCUGAUGUAAUUCAAACUAAUGCUAGUUCUAACAAUCAGCAUGAAACUCCAAAGGUGAAUGCGUCAGGGUCAACAUCAACAUCUAUUAUGUCAAGAGCUGUACCUCAAGCUCGCAAAGCAUCACUUGCUCGAUUUCUUGAGAAACGCAAAGAAAGGGUCAUUACAAAAGCACCUUAUCCAACAAAGAAUUCAGCAGAGGAGUCCUCUAAUUCGGACAAGUCUCUCAGUCCUAAGUGUUCAGCUACACCUACAUCUGUAGAUGGAUGUAAAUCCCAACAUGAAUUUAUACCAAAGUCAGAGGAAAAGGGGUCACAACCAUGGCAAGGAGAAGCUGUGAAGAUGGAGAUUUAAGGAUGUAAGCUGCAGCUCACAUAAGAAAUGGUUGUCCAUUCUUUUUGUUUUCCAGGAAGCAUGUUUGUAUCAUUCAUUGUUAAUUUUGCAGCUUUGUGCACAAAGCAGCUUGUAACAUGAAUUUAAAUGUACUUUUAACAGAACAAUAGAGAAUAUUUGAGUUCAUUUGGUGAUAUCUAAAUUAAUCAGAGGAGUACAAAUCAUUCUGUUGUACUUAAGGAUUUCCUAUGCAAACUGUGGGCAAUUGUCAGUGAGAAUAUGGACUGGCAACAUUAUAGCCUUAGGUAACAAAGCAAACAUUGAAAGGCUAUUAUCUAAUAUAUUUCAUUUUCACCUA
Molecule: messenger RNA, 1904 nt
Organism: Cryptomeria japonica (Japanese cedar)
Lineage: Eukaryota; Viridiplantae; Streptophyta; Pinopsida; Cupressales; Cupressaceae
Product: protein TIFY 6B
Exons: 7
Coding region: 155-1567 (470 amino acids)
Biological process (GO): regulation of jasmonic acid mediated signaling pathway; regulation of defense response; response to wounding
Cellular component (GO): nucleus
Source: RefSeq, a predicted model, not a curated record